Messenger RNA from Fusarium oxysporum Fo47, 2889 nucleotides. Its product is annotated as Alpha/Beta hydrolase protein. Bases 201 to 2822 code for a protein of 873 amino acids. The transcript is spliced from 5 exons. The record is from RefSeq and is a predicted model, not a curated record. NCBI's taxonomy places the organism in Eukaryota, Fungi, Ascomycota, Sordariomycetes, Hypocreales, Nectriaceae.
ACUCCCAAAACUGGCCAUUUUAUUGAAGAUCUCCAGCUUCACUCCUCAUUCCCCGCUUCUUGGUGCCUCGGUUGUGGAUAUAAGGUGACAUUCGGCCUUAAUAUCGGAUGCCUCAAGCUUGGAUACAAAAUGACUCGCGAUACCAGCUUUACUAUCCCAUUAGUUCGAUUGCCGUCAUUCGUACCUACUUACAGUGACGCAUGAUGAUUCCACCGAGUGUUUCUCACCUCCUGGCCGUUGGGGCAGGAAUUGGUACCCUAUUUGCCAAUCAUGUCUCUGCUCUUGACAGGACAACUGUAAAGACGGAUAGCGGUGUUGUUAAAGGCUUUACAGACGAGUCUUUUCCUAAUGUGGCUCAAUUCCUCGGUAUACCUUAUGCCGAACCUCCGGUUGGGAAACGACGAUGGGCUCCUGCAGUAGCCAAAGGACAAUUCGGAACAUUGAAUGCAUCGCAUCAAGGCCCUGCUUGUCCUCAGGCUGAACCAUCCAACAGUGGUCCUUGGCGCCCUGAGUUCCUGAUCAAGCCUAACAGUACAGGCGAAGACUGUCUGUACCUCAAUGUAUGGACUCCAUAUAAGACUCGGGGAGGUAACAAGGAUAAACUACCUGUGUUGGUUUGGAUCCAUGGCGGUGGUUUUGGUGCUGGCGGUGGUAACAUCGACUAUCAAGUAUCUCCCCACUGGAUCGCAAGGAGUCAGAAACACAUAGUCGUCAGUCUCAACUAUCGUCUGGGAAUCUUUGGGUUCCCAAAUGCCGCGGGUCUUGGCCCCAAAGAGCAAAAUCUGGGACUCCUAGAUCAGCGUCUUGCUGUCGAGUGGGUGCGCGACAACAUCGCACGCUUUGGCGGUGAUCCCAAGGGGAUCACUCUCUGGGGUCAGAGUGCCGGCGGCGCUUCGGUUGGGUACUAUCAGUAUGCGUAUCCUAAGGAGCCAAUUGCGCGUGCAUACAUCCAAGAUUCAGGAGGUGUCUUCUUACCCAUCAACAAUGCUGAUUCCUCACACUCCAACUUUACCUCUAUUGCGAAGGCGUUCAAGUGUGAUAAAGGCAACCAGGUCGAUUGCCUCCGCAGGGUACCAUUCAAGGAUAUCCAGAAGAAGGUCGAGAAUACAGCGGGAGUGAGCUUUGUUCCUGUUGUCGAUGAGAGAACUAGGUUCUCCGACUACUCGAAGCGACUUCUAUCGUCCAAGAUCCCCAAGCUGCCAUCCAUCAUCGGUACCAACAGAGACGAAUGGAACUUUGGUGCAGAGCCUGCAGAGCCUCCGGUCAUGCCACCACCCGAACAAGUCCACACAGACAGUACCUUUGGUUGUCCCGCACACUUCGAAACAGCUCUGCGAUCCUCAACCAACGCCAAGACCUGGCGAUACAUGUACUCCUCAAACUUCACCAACAUCAUGCCCGGGGACGAGGGCGCUUUUCAUUCCGCUGAACUUCCUUUGAUCUUUGGAACCCAUGAUAUUGCGCGGAAUAAGUCUGGGCCGUUUGAGUACAAGAUCAGUCAUUCGAUGCAGGAUUACUGGUUGGCGUUUAUUCAGGAUCCCUAUGCUGGAUUAACGACGAAGGGAUGGAAGCCAACAGCUGGAGGGUAUGAUGCAUUGCAGACUGGUGUGGAGUUUGGGUUUGACAAUAAGAUUGUUGUGAGGAAGUAUUCGUUCAAGUCCUUUCGGGAUGGGUGCACAAUGACCAGCAGCCUCGUCGUCCUUGGCGAUGCCGAAAUCCGAGAGCUUCUCAUCAGCCUGUCCAAAGAAGAAGUCCUUCAGUUCAAGGAGGCUCUGGAGAACAUCCUCAUUGACUUCUCUGUCAGAGGUGAAGGGAAAUACCAACCAACACCAGAUUUCGUCAACCGACCGAAUGGGCAAAAGACUCUCUUCCGCACUUUCAGCUCUCCAGACCAUGUAGGAACCAAGAUCGUGGUCACGCCAGCUCCCAUCAAGGACUCAGAGGGCAACACGGUGAACCGUCCACUUGGAGGACUUUUGUCUUUGUGCGAUUCUGCAGGUGUGCCGACGGGUAUACUCAAUGCUGCGGAGCCAACUGGCUAUCGUACUACUUUAUCUGCUUUGAUCCCAUGGACUUGGAGAAGGAAUACGGAAAAUAUUGUGAUCUUUGGAGCGGGAAAGCAAGGGCUUUGGCAUACUCGUCUGGCACUGGCUCUCAGAGGCUCCGAGAUCAAGAAGAUCACCGUCGUGAACCGGUCUGUGGGCCGGGCCAAGGAUUUGGUCAAGACGGUUACGGAAGAAAACCAAAAGUACUGGAAGUCUUCUGCCACUCUGAAUGUUCUGGAUCCUGCUAAAGCUGAUUACGACGAGGCUCUGGCAUCUCUCUUGUCAUCAGCCGACGCAGUGUUCUGCACAGUUGGUUCAACAAGUCCCCUGUUCUCACACAAGACCAUCCUAGGUGAUGGAACACUAAGCAGAUUACCUUUCGUCGGCGCCAUAGGUUCAUGGCAAGCCGACAUGAUCGAACUUGAUCCAGAAAUGCUUCGCCAUGCUGCUUCUCGCGACGACUCAUACAGCCCUCAUGGUGCGGAAGGCAGUAUUCUUGUUGAUGAUCUUGAAGAGGCGAUGGUCAAGUCUGGAGAAGUUAUACAGAGCGGUCUCAAGGGUGAAAGGUUACUUCAGGUUGGAGAGAUCUUAGAUUGGCUAGAUGACAAGUCUGAAAGGAAGCCUGAAGGAGGCGUCGAGAACCUGAAGAAGUGGAUUAGUGAGGGCUUCAUUGUGUACAAAGGCAUUGGCGUGAGUGUCACAGAUCUUGCCGCUGGAAACGCGAUCCUGGGCCUUGCUAGGAAGAGAAAUGUUGGAACGACUAUCUCUAACUUUUAGCUUAAUGACGGGAUUAGAUAGAAGCUAUCUCAGAGUCUCUAAUGUGCCAAGUCAUUUUGGUGGUCUA